Lodderomyces oxycetoniae is the source of this 1599-nucleotide messenger RNA. RefSeq lists its product as uncharacterized. The coding region runs from base 1 to 1599 and encodes 532 amino acids. The transcript has a single exon. The record is from RefSeq and is a predicted model, not a curated record. NCBI's taxonomy places the organism in Eukaryota, Fungi, Ascomycota, Pichiomycetes, Serinales, Debaryomycetaceae.
AUGCCAGUGGGAGAAGUUAUACAGUCUCUAAAGACAACCGGGUUUUCAGAGCAAUUAUUGGCUCAACUAACUAAACUUUUGAGAAACGAUGAAGUGAGAUCUUCGAAUCUCAUCAAAUCAAACUUGUUUUUUCUAAUUCUAGGCUUUAACAAGAUACUCAAGGCUGAGAUUAAAGCUAGUCAGGAUCAAGUCAAGUCUUCUUCUCUGUUAGUAGUACAAGUCUUUAAAACAACGAUUAAUCUAUUGGCUGCCAAUGACGCAAAUCGCGAUUACCUAACCGACUCUUUAUCUGACGAUGUUGUUGAAUUUUGGGAACUUGUUAAUAAACUAUACGACUUAGAUGAAGAGUACCCUCUGGCAAUAACAACUUUACUAGGACAGUUUAUUUAUGAGACGGAUAAUCAAGAUAGGUACAUGCGGUUUUUGCACUUGCAAAAUUUGGGUAGAAUUGUUUACCAUGAGUUUCAAAAGUUUACCGAGAUGGACCUUGCAUAUUAUUUUGUAACCACGAAUAGAAACAAUUUAGACACAAUGGAUCAAAAGUUUGUAAGCUACGUUAGUGACAACUUUGAGGAUUUAUACGAGAAACAUGCUGACACUGAAGAUAAGGAGAAAUUAGUUGAUCUUUUAGAAUUUUCCCAACCGAGCCUAACAACAUUCAAUGCUUCACUCAAACUUCUUGGAGAAGAAAAAGAGAGCCGUCUUUUGAAGAAGUUGAUGGUUGCUACUAGUAACGUUUUUACUAAUAAUGUUGAGGAUCUCUCUCUUGAACAAUUAAACACGAAAAAUCCUUAUGGCUUUGCUGCAUGUUGCAUCUGUAUAGGAAAUACCAUUCACGAUGAUGCAUCGCGAUUGGAAGUAGCCAAAAGGAUCGAUGUGGAUGAGUUACUUGAAACCUUCUUUACCAAAUUCAAGGUAACGGAUAUCGUGCAAUUGCAAGCGAUUCACGUGUGGGUCAAUUUGCUAGAUGAAACGAUUUCAAAAAAAAUUCUAGAAACAUAUUCUGCUGAAGUAAGUUCAUUAAUAAAGUUGACCAUGGACAAUGCUACAUACUAUAAAGAGAUUGCCUCUCUUUGUUACAAGUUUGUAGGAAAAUUGAUCAAAUUUUCCGAGGGAAACUUGCCUGAGUCACUAAUAGAGCAGCUAGUCUAUCAUCAUGAUGCUAAUAGUCCUUCCCUCACGUAUACUAAUUACUUUUUAUUACAAAAAGCUAGUUCUAACAAUAUCAACGAUAAAUUAUUCAACAGAUUGAUAAGCAAUUGCAUCGAGAAACUUAAUAGUUUUGACAUUUUGGAACAACUUAAAACAAUAGCUAUAUUUAACGAUCAAUUGAUACACAAAAAAAUAUCACUAUCAUUUUCCGAUUUGAAUAAAGUGUACCUAGAACCUUUGGAGAAGAUUCUUUCUUUACUAUAUACCGAACUACAACAGACAGAUACACAAUCAUGGAAUCAAAAAAUAUUUGAAAACAAUUUGAAAUACGUUGCGGCAACAACUGUAAAGGUUAUUAACGGAUCAGAUAAAGCCUCUUUAAUAAAGAUAUGUGAGCAAAUUUUGCAAAAAGCAAUUCAAUCGGAGAAAGAUUUAAACGAACAAUAG